Messenger RNA from Dermacentor andersoni, 2007 nucleotides. RefSeq names its product neprilysin-like. Gene Ontology annotation, biological process: protein processing. Gene Ontology annotation, molecular function: metalloendopeptidase activity. Lineage: Eukaryota; Metazoa; Arthropoda; Arachnida; Ixodida; Ixodidae. The record is from RefSeq and is a predicted model, not a curated record. Gene Ontology annotation, cellular component: plasma membrane.
AUGGCUGUGGCAUGCUUGGCAAUGGUGCUGGUGAUCACCGCGCUGGUGGCCUACAUUCGAUCGACGCUUCAUCCGUGGCACCAGGAGAGGGACGACGGCAUGUGUCGAAACCCCCAGUGCCGUGGCUAUGCGCAACUCUUUUUGGUGAACGUCAAUUGGACGGUGAAUCCGUGCAGCGACUUCGAGGCGUACGUCUGCUCCAAGUGGAAGCCAUCGAGUGACCCUUAUGCAUACGGCUCGGCCCUGGCCACGUACGCUAUCCAGGAGUGGUUUAACGUCUUCCACACAAUGAUCGUCGAAGGCCCCAAACAUUUUGCUGCCGCAAGGAAGGCGCAGGCAAUGUUCGAGGCUUGUCUUACCAACAGCAGCGCUAACGGGUCUUCGGCGGCGUUGUUGAGGCAGUUCAUGCUCGACAGAAAGAUACCGUGGCCGGACGAGCCACUCCCUAACGCCAGUCCACUGGGGGUCCUUGUGGACCUUGCGUACAACUGGCGACUCGAUCUCUGGUUUCAGCUGAAAGCGCGGAGGACGCCUCAAAAAGCGCCGCAUAUUUUGAUAAUCGCAUUGGGUAACUUUGCUCCGCUGUGGGGCGCCUAUAAAGAAACGGCAAUCAGAGCGGAGGGCAUCGUCUCCUACUGGAAUCGGUUCCACGACGCUUUCGCGGUGCACCAGCCCCGACGCAGUGAGGAAGAAAUUGGGAGAAUCGAGAAUGUCGAGCAGAACGUGCUUGCCGAGCUUCUGCAAGUUUUUGAUAGAGAUGUAGCCGCACCUUGUGAGUUCUUGCUAAAAGACAUAGCCAAUAUUACGACUAAUCUGUCGUCACAGCAAUGGAUAGAAGAGCUAAACACGAACGCACGGGUGCAAGGUGGCUACGGUCUGUCAGAUCGCAUCGUUGCAAGCGACGUGGCCCUCCUAGAGGCUGUGGGCAGGCUAUUUUCCAAGUUCGACAGGCGUUCUCUGUUACUGCACAUUUCCUGGUUUUUCAUUCAAGCCUUUGCUCCGCUUGAAGACCGCAGCCUUCUGCCCAUAAGCACGGACGGUACUUGGUAUUCCUUGGUGAGGCGCCGCAGGCUGUGCUCCACACGAGUUGAAAUGUCGUACAAGCUGCUCAUCAGAUCACUCGUGGCUCUUACAAUUUUUACGGCGCAGUCUAGAAAGGCAAUCAGUGGCUAUCUUGGCCUCGUGACGCAGCUGGCGCGGAACAAAAUGUCCGUCCUUCCGUGGUUCGCUGAUGAAUCGUUCACGCGCGCCGCAUCGUCAAAGCUUCAGAGCAGCACAGUCGCCCUCUGGCCACCCAAAGACUUAUUAACCGACGAAGGCCUGACCGCCAUGUACGCCAAUUUCUCGUCCAACGAGGUCUCCGUGGUCGAGCACUGGGUGAAUGGCAUGAAAGCCAAACGUGCCCUGCGAGAGCAACCAAGAUACGAAGAGGUCCAGGAUUACCCGCUAAGCUUUAUGCAGCCGCUGUUUCGGUAUGACUAUAUCAUGAACAGAGUGCUCAUAUCGGCGGCAGCUCUGCGCAUGCCUGCGUACUCGGGGCAAGGCACAAAAGCAAUGCUUUAUGGCGGGCUGGGUUUCUCGUACGCUUUACAGCUGGUGAAAGCUUUAGACCCAGGAGGUCUCAGAGUGGACGCUGACGGAAAUGUGCACUCGUGGGCUCCGAAGGAGUGGAGUGAAGCGAUCGCCAACAGGUCGACCUUGUGCCACGGGUCGUCUUCAGGCAAGAGUCUCUUUCCGGAAGUUCCGGCGCUAGAAGUGGCACACGCCGCUUACGAGAUGGCGCCUGGUGAUACGCCGCAUCCCGGCCGCGUAACGAUGGCGUUUAACGAGGACCAAGUUUUCUUCAUCACUGUCUGCCUCAGUCUCUGCAACCUGUCGCCAACCUUCGGCUCGAUAAGGGGUGACUGCAACAAGGCCGUCGCGAACUUCGCGAACUUCGCCCGGGCCUUCAAAUGUGCUCCCCGGGAUCCAAUGAACCCGGAGACAAGAUGCUCUUUUUUCAACUAG